This is a messenger RNA of Phascolarctos cinereus (koala), 3393 nucleotides long. Lineage: Eukaryota; Metazoa; Chordata; Mammalia; Diprotodontia; Phascolarctidae. The record is from RefSeq and is a predicted model, not a curated record.
GCCAUUUGCUUGCAGCUGUAGCAGCAGCGGCCGCCGCCCAGGGCUGGCCAGGUAGAGGCAGAGACUGCCUUCUGUCUGAGUUCCCUCGGGGUGCAGCGCUUUCAGGGCUCCCCGCAGCACGUGGGGAGUAGGGUCAUGGCGGGUUCAAUUACGAGCGCUGAUCGAUACCACGUCUUUUCCAAGGCAGAAAUUGACCUCUUAUUAGUUGGAGAUGUUGCUGUUGGGAACCUGGCUGAAAUUGUACAGAGAUUAUUUUCAAAUACAGCUGAAAUCACAAUCACUAUUAGUGAUGUGAAGAGUGCCUCGGUCUUUUUGGAUGAUUUCACAUUCAACAUGAUUUUCCUGAAGAUGAAUUCAUUGCCAACUACAGAGGAACUAGAAGCUAUCAAAUUAAUUAGAUUUGGCAAAAAGAAAAACAUACACUUGCUGUUUGUUUUUAUAAUCCCUGAAAAUUUUGAAGAUUGUAUUUCAGGCCAUGGAGCAGAUAUUAUUUUAACAGAACCACUAACAAUGGAAAAAAUGAGUAUUGUACUAAAUUAUUGGAAAACCUUCUUCUCAAAAACUGCUAAAAAUGAAAAUAAAAUCAGAGAGGAAGACUCCAGAUCAUCUCUACAGAGACCUUUUAAUGAAAUCCUAAGAGAUGGUUCCACUGAUCUAGUCCCUCAUAGUUCCAAUGCAUUAGGAGACAACCACGGAGUUGGACAAAAGACUUCAUUGUCUGAUUCCAGGAAAAGUAAAAAGAUUUCUCUUCUUCAUUCAAGCAAAGAAAAGCUGAGAAGAGAACGAAUCAAGGAUUGCUGUGAGCAGCUGCGAACUCUCUUACCAUAUAUAAAGGGGAGGAAGAAUGAUGCUGCUUCAAUUCUUGAGGCAACAGUUGAUUAUGUGAAGUGUAUCCGAGAGAGAAUCCCUCCAACUAUCAUGAUUCAGAUUACAAAGGUGCUUCAAAGCAACAGAAGGUUUUGUAAAAAGCAACAGGUAGCCAGCCAGCCCUUCCUUCCAAGUGCUGUCAAGACACAAAGGGAAAGUAAUGUGGUGACAAGUAUGCAGUCACCUAUGAAAGAAAUCAGAUUGCUGGCUAAUAAGUGCUUGAAUGUAUACUCUCUUCCUGCUUCAGAACACCCAUUGGAUGAAGCCUUGAAAGGUGAUGGUCAUUCUAGCUCCACCUCACAAAAUGCUGCUGGUGAUAUGUAUAAGAUUAUUCCCACUGAAAUGCUUUCUCUUAAUUCUUUACAUCCUGAUCAGUCUGUCAGAUAUUAUGCCAAAGUUGUUCCUUCUUAUGAAGCCGCUGCCUUAACAAAUCAGAGUUUUUCAAUUAAUUUUUCAUCUGUUUUGCCAAAAGUCUCAAGAUUUCCUUCUCACUACUACAGCUCUGCUUUGGGUCAGAACCAUUCACAACAUCACAAAUGCCUGCACCAAUCUUGGGCAUGUUAAGGGAGCCUUCUUGAACUCCAGGCUCUUUGGUAAGCAUGGAGUAAUUUAAUAACAGUCAUGUUUCAAAAAUUGAUGAGGAACAACCCAAACAGCACUCCUGAAAUCAGCACCUAAGAACUGGAUUCUGAGAGAUUUGGAUUGUAUUACUCUUGGAAAGACCCUAGUGCUUCACGUACCAGAAGGCAAUCACAGAGGUGUGCUUGCUGCAUCUUUUCCACACUCAUCUUCAGCCACUUCUACUUCUCAGUAUGAUAUGCUUCUUCCAGAUAACUCCAAGACAAAUUUUAAAAAUGGUGGCCUGUACAAGCUAAGCCAUGGUUCUUUAAAAAAAAAAAUAGGGGAGGGGGGUAGAUUUAACUGAUUGGAGGAGGAGUUAUACAAAUUCAAAAGCCAUGUAGACUUGAGACUAUUGAUGAGGUGCUAAGAAUAGUAACAUAGAUAGCUGGAGCAUUGGCAGACCUAGGAUUAUUGAACAUAAACAUUGUAACUGCUUAAAUUGCGUCAUGCAUCACUAUUCCUUAUCCAUAGACAAUAUAAGAUGCCUUAUGUUUGCUCCUAGAAGAUUCCUUCCACUUCUAACAUUCCUAUAUAAUUAGUGUAGCAGAAGGGUUCAAUUAGCCUAGGUCAGGGGUUCCCCACCCCUGGACCCUAAGUAAUAUAAAAAACCUGUGACCAUCUUGGGAGUAACAUACCUUCAUACCUUGUUGAAAAUCAGUACAAUUCAUGCCUAUGUGAAAUCCUGAGGUACUGGUUUUUCUAGAUUUAGCAAUUCAGAGACUCUCUCUAGCCUAAAAUAAGACAUUAACUGAGAAAUGUGUUUCUUUCGCCUUUGAUUAUUAUAUUUGUAAUUUCAAAUGUGUUCAUUUUUGUAUUUCAUUAUACCUUAUGUGAAAUGAUUAGCCAGGUGGCAAAUGCCUCUUGCUCGUUCUUAUGCCAAAGCUCAGUGCUGCUUUGAUUUUCUUGUUUUUGUCUCUUUCCCCUAAAUCCAAAUGUUGAAAUGAAGAAAUUGAAAGGAGUUUUCUUUUAAUUUUACUAAAGUAUUUCUGUUCCUGGUAUGUAGUAUAUUUGUUAUUGCUAAAGAAAAUAUUCAGUUUGAGCUUCAUACUAAAAUAACCUAGCACCUCUAGUGAAUAAGAAUCCCUUCAUUAUGAAGCACUAUAGAGUAAAUUUAUUUUACUAGCUUUUCAUUUGAGAAAUUUAAAAAAAGAUUUUAAAAAUAACCUAAUUUUAAUACUUAUGUUAUCUAACUUUUUUUGGAGAAAACUUAAAAUUACGGAAUCAACAAACAUCUGCAAAUGAUGUAUGCUUACGGAGAAAAGAGACUUUCCUCCUAGCAUGUGAAAUUUAUUGAUGAGUACAAAAAUAGUUUUGCAAUAUACAUUCAGUCCUGAAAGCCAUCAGCUUUCAGAAUGAAGUAUUGUAGGCUUUUCAGGGAAGCUUUGUUGGGAUAUCCUACUCCUAGCUCCUGGUUCCUGCCAUGUAACAUAGGAUUGCAUGUGACACUUCUUGCUAUUAAAACAUUUGUUAGGGAGUUUCAGUUCUCUUCAGAGUGAAGCAAGGUGAACAAUCUAAGGUUGACGUCUAUGAACAGGAAAAAUAUGGCCAAAAUGUGACUUCUAUGAACUCCCAAAAUGUCUCCUGCUUUCUUGUCCCCAUGUUUCUCUACAGCUGCUCUUAAUGGAGAAAAUUUAUACCCAUUCAUUAUUUCAACUCUAAUUCAACAAGCCAGUGUCAUUACUGUGAGCUUUAAUGGUGGGUACACAUUAUUUUGUCAUAAUGGGAUUUCAGUGUAAUGAAUUCUACUGCUUCAAGUUAAAAAUGUCAUCCCAGCAAAUAGGCCUGUAAGCCUCUAGCCAUGAGAAGAAUGGCAAUGUUUUUGUAUAAAAUGAAAAGUUGUUAUUAAACAAUAAUUUUCUUUAAACAAUGAAAAAUGUGUGAUGAUCUUUCUAAUAAAAGAAAGUA